AUGAAAAAACUCAUCGAGUACAUUGACGGAAACGAGGGUGAAGAAGAAGCCAUCAAAUUAUUGUGUCUUCACUCUAAACUUCCAAAGCGGCAACAGAAACUGGUCUUUGCAAAAGACGAGGGAAAACGAAAGAUCAUUCUUUCUACAAAUCUUGCUGAAAGCAGUGUCACGAUUGAGGAUGUCGUUUUUGUGAUCGACUCUGGAUUGGCUCGAGUGGUUCGCUUCUCUCCCGAAACGAACACCAACUACUUUUGUACAAUCAACGCCUCACGAGCAAAUUGCUUGCAAAGAAGGGGCCGUGCUGGGCGUUGUCAAGAAGGAAAGUACUACUUAAUGGUUCCAAAGGAGAAAUAUGACAGUUACCACGAAUUCAACGAAUCAGCUCUACGGAAUACAACUCUCUACAAUGUCUACUUGACAAUCAAGGCACUGAAACUCGGAGAUGUAGAAGAUUUUCUGGGAAGAGCCCCAUAUCCGCCAUCAAGCUUGCGAAUCGUAGAAGCAAGGUGUAAGCUACAAGAGAUCGGAGCUCUCGAUGUGCACGAUCGGUUGACGGCUCUUGGCCGGCUUCUGGCUGAAAUUCCACUCGAAGUCGAUCUUGGAUCAGCGCUCAUUCUUAGCCGCUUAUUUGGUGUUCACGAUCAUGUUAUCAAGCUCAUUUGUAACACUCAAAAUGCUCCAUGGAAUUUAAUUUUGGAAUGGAAGGCUUCCGAGAAAAUCAAGGAGCUGAAAAACAGCUACAAAAAGAAGAUCCCAACGCCAUCGGAUCAUGAAGUGAUGAAAUUAGUGGCUGAGAAAUUUGCGCUACUUAACGAAGCGGAACAGAGAGCUUUUCUGAAGAAGUAUUCUUUAGAUGGUGGUGCGAUGUGGGAAGCAAGG
Mesorhabditis belari is the source of this 879-nucleotide messenger RNA. NCBI's taxonomy places the organism in Eukaryota, Metazoa, Nematoda, Chromadorea, Rhabditida, Rhabditidae. The record is from the annotation of a GenBank genome assembly.